Molecule: messenger RNA, 2826 nt
Organism: Onthophagus taurus
Lineage: Eukaryota; Metazoa; Arthropoda; Insecta; Coleoptera; Scarabaeidae
Source: RefSeq, a predicted model, not a curated record
AUGGCUCCUCCGAGCGAGCAAGCGGUUAAAGACUUGAACCCCGUGUUCGAACGACAAAACGAGUUGUAUCACCAAAUUUCGCGUUCGUUGGACAAUUUUAAAAAACUAGCAAUAGUUAAAAGAACCCGCGGAAAUAUACAAAGUCGAUUGGACCGCCUUGAGGUUAAUUGGAAUGAAUUCAAUAACUCGCAUACAUUAUUGUCGAAAUACAAAUCCGAUUGUAAGGAUAAAAGUUAUUUUUCGGAUGACAUAUUCUUUACGUGCGAAGAAGAAUACAUAGAAUCGAAAGGAGCCAUGCUAGAUUUUUUGAAUGAUCUCUCUCUUCAAAAUGUUAACAUUUCAACUUCAAAAAACAUUCAAUCUCAAGCGCACCAUCUUCCUCAAAUAAAUUUACCGAAAUUCAACGGAAAAUAUUGCAAUUGGUCGCAGUUUAAAGAUCUAUUUAUGUCCAUGAUUCACGAUAACGAUAACAUUUCGGACGUGGAAAAACUCCAUUACCUGAAAAUGAGUUUGUCAGAUGAACCAUCUCAAUUAUUAAAGAAUGUGGUAAUUACAAAUGAUAACUUCUCUCGCGCUUGGCAAAUGCUAUUGGAACGUUAUGAAAAUAAAAGAUUAUUGAUUGACUCUCAAUUAAACACGUUAUUCAAUUCUCGCUCAUUAAAAAAUGAUUCUUCUCUUGAAUUAAAACGAUUGCUGGGAGAAGUUAAAGAAUCUCUUGGUGCUUUAGAAGCUUUAGGUUGCCCUAUAAAACAUUGGGAUCAUAUUCUUGUAUACAUGAUUGUACGAAAGCUCGAUGUUGACACGAUAAAAGAUUGGGAAAAAUCUUUAGUAAAUAAUCAAAAUCCACCAUCCUAUGACGAACUUGAAUUGUUUCUAUUAGGACGACUUCAUGCUCUGGAAACUAUUGAACAAUUAGCUAAUCGCAAAAUUAAUCAAAAUUCAGCAACGUACAAUAAAAAUUCAAAUGUAAAGUCUCUCAAUGCAUCUCCUUUCAAAAGCACUUGUGUCCUCUGUCAAGCAUCACAUUAUCUUUCUGGUUGUCAACAAUAUUUAACAAAAACGCCUAAUCAGCGAUCAGAUUUCGUCGUUUCGAAGAAUUUAUGCUUCAAUUGUCUUGGACCACAUCUUCGUAAAAAUUGUAGAAUAAGUAAAAGAUGUCGAAUUUGUCAAAAACAGCAUCAUACUUCACUCCAUGAUUAUAAACCAUCAACAGAUCAUACAAACUCUCACUCUCAAAAGGAUUCAAACAAUCUUUCCACUCAACUUCAAGUAAACGCUCCAACUUUCACGCCAAUUUCAACAACUUCCAGCCAUCUCAUUCAUUCACAUCACGUCCACACUCCUGUGUUACUAGCCACUGCUCUGGUUGGAGUAACUUCUCAUCUGGGCGAACGUCGUAUAGUACGAGCUCUUAUCGAUCAGGGAUCUGAAGUGAGUUUUAUUUCGGAAGGAUUGGUUCAACAAUUAAAGUUACCUCGACAUUCUAAAACCAUACCCAUUUCUGGAAUUGGAUCCCAACAGACCAGUAUUUCACAUGGAUCAGUACAAAUACAAUUAUUUUCUAGAAUAAACGAAUCCUAUACCUUUACGGAAGAUGCAUUAAUAUUAUCUAAAUUAACGGCAUACCUGCCUCAAAGAAAUACCGUCCCGUUAGAUUUUGAUCUUAGCGACAUAUUAUUGGCUGAUCCAGAUUUUACCUCAUCUAAGAAAAUAGACUUAAUUCUAGGAGUCGGCUUUUAUUCUAAAAUUAUUCAAACGGGAAUUCGUAAAAAUCAUGAUGGCUCUUUGAUGGCGCAACAAACUUCACUUGGAUGGAUAUUAUCUGGAAGUCUCUCAUCGUCUCCUGAAGAAUUAAAGGCUUACGGUUUUCAAUGUUCUAUAGAUUACGAAUUUCUUGAUCUGAUGCAAAGGUUCUGGAAACAAGAAGAAAAUUUAUGUAACUUACCACCGUGCCUUUCACCAGAAGAGGUUAAAUGUGAGGAACAUUUUGCAAAAACUUACUCUCGUAAUUCGAACGGACGCUUUAUCGUUCGCCUUCCAUUUAGCAAAUCGCCCCAAGAAUUGGGAAAUUCAUACACAUCAGCGCUACAAAUGUUUAAGAGAAUGGAAUUACGUUUUGCAAGACAUGAGAACUUAAAAAAAGAAUAUAGUAAGUUCAUGAAUGAAUAUUUAUUGCUAAAUCACAUGCAUUUAAUUCCAUUUCCAUCACUUGAAAUUCCACAUUAUUUUCUCCCACAUCACGGAGUAAUCCGUGAAAGUAGCUCCAUUACAAAAUUGAGAGUUGUAUUCAACGGGUCACAGAAAACAACAACAGGUGUGUCUUUAAACGAUUGUUUAUUUAGUGGCCCAAAAUUACAAACUGAACUCGUUGAUGUUUUGCUGCGUUGGAGACGUUAUCCAAUUGUUUUUGCAUCUGACUUAGAGAAAAUGUAUAGACAAAUUCGUGUACAUCAAGAUGAUUUACCAUUCCAACAAAUUAUUUGGAGAGAAAAUUCAUCACAGCCAAUUCAAGUAUGUCAACUUUCAACUGUUACUUAUGGUCUCCCUAGCGCUCCAUAUUUAGUUCUUAGAUGUUUACGUCAGCUCCCUGAUGAUAACUCAGAAAACCUUCCUCAAGGCUCAGAAAUCCUUAAAUUGAAUACAUAUGUGGAUGAUAUCUUCUCUGGAGCAAAUAGCAUAGACAAAGUUCACGAAAUAAUCUUCGAGCUCAAUAAAAUUCUAAAAUCAACUGGUUUCACUGCAAGGAAGUGGGUUUCAAAUCAUCAAGAUGCUCUUGUUCAUUUACCUUUAGAUGUCCAACGGUACACAACCAGCCAGGACCUGUAA